AUGGACCUAGAAUCUCUGGGUGCGAACUGUAUGAAUGCGUAUUAUAAGCAUCCACAGUAUCCAGAUGGUCCGCCGCGCCAGGUAACACGCGCGGGAGACAGAAUUAUGUGCAAACUGAUGGUAGGAGCAUUAUAUUUUAUGAAUGACAACAGUUGGCCUACGCGCGGAGGGAGUAUGGGGGUUAGUAAUGAUGAUGAGCUGAGGGAAUAUGUCAGAUGUGCCAUUGUCAAUAUGUAUAUGGACAUACUGAAGGAAUCAUCAUGUGGUGGCGAAUGGGGUUUAUAUUAUGCAUGGUACACCAUGAAACAGCUGGAAGAAGGGCCAGGGGGUGGUUUAAUAAGCCAAGGUAAAUGUGGACAGGGAGUGUUUGAAAACAUAAAAGCGUCAGAGUGGGAUAUGGGCAAGAAAAUUAAGGACUGGCUAUGGCAGAAUUCACGGACGACACGAACAAUAGCAAGAUCAGGUCUAACAUCCAAGUGUAGUAAAGCAAUUUCGGACAUCGAUAAAGUGCACAACGCAGGAACAACAGAUAGUUUGAAUGUUCUGAAGGAAGGACUCGAGAAAGAAAUAGGGGACACCUUAAAGGCAGCCAUGAAAAGCGUUAUGACGCAAAUCAGGAAAGAAGUUAAGGCAAAAAUAAAGGGCUCGGGGGAUAAAGCACCUGGUUCCACACUAGAACCCCCAUCUGACUCUGAGGAAGAUGACACAGGGGAAUUGUCAGAUUCAGAAGAAGAUAAAGAACAGGACCACUAUUCAAGCUUACCAGCGUCAUCGUCUCUCCCAGGGGCAUCCACGGGACGAGCGUCCACCAUUUCCAAAUCAGCCGGAGGGGUAGCCGCCGCUAAACCCCCCGACGCACGUGCAACAACACAGGCUACAGAAACGCCGACAACACCAUCACCCAAGGAACCGACAGGUAAACCACGUGCAGGACCCGAACUCGGGGAUACCGGAGGAGAAAGGUCACAGUCGGUACCGAAAGCACCGGCAUCCCCAGUAUUACCAGCCAGACCACCACCACCUCCACCACCACGUAGACCAUCGACACCAAGACAAGGUUCAGACCCAGGACGACAGGCAGCAGGCACAGCUGGGGCGUCGACAGACACGAAGGUUAAGGAUUCGGAUGCAAAGCCCCCAGGUACGGCGCCAUGUCCCGACAGCAACAGCACAUCUGGCGGUGUCUCCAUUAGGUGCGGCAGUACCUCAGAUAGUGAUCUGGGGCUGACGGAUGAUGUUCGGAAACUCCUGCAGGCACAGGACACGAGAGAGAACGCGCCCACUAGUCCUAACCCAAGUUCAGGGACAGGUGAAUCUAGCAGUGUGCACACAGCACAUUCACUCAAACAAGAGUUAAAAAAACAAGAAAAAAAAAAUGAAACAACAAUUUUCCUGAGAGAGAGGGAGAGACACCACGGAGAGAGAGAAACCACGCAGAGAGCGAGAAACCAAACGUCGAAUAAGAAUGCAAGCGGCAGAGCGAUCGGCCAAGCCACGGGUAAUGAUCCUCCCGCAGUAAGGACGACUACUAAUCAGGAUCCAUCAGUAGCCACAGCAGCACCCGCACCGGGACCAGCACCACCCCAGAACCCAGCAUCAACAACAACAUCAACUUCCAGUGGACCAGAAGGGGCACCAGCAUCAUCCAGUGCAGCACAACCGGGACCCCCUGGCGGCUCUGACCAGAAUGCGGGAGCUCAGGGGACACAGGGAUCAGACCCUAUGUUCCAUUCCGAGCCAAUAACGGAUUCACCCGCGUGGUAUACAGAAUUCGACACAGGAGGCACGGGCACAACAUCCUCUGGUGGUACACAGCGUGAUAGCGCAGACGGUGCACAAAACGCAGGUGAUGUAAAGAGCGGUAACCUAGACUGCACCAACAAUACGCCUGAUAAGGGGUGUGGCCCUUAUUUCUCACUAACCUUCACACCCGAUGCAACUAGUCUAGGUGGAUCCUUUGUACCACCUAAUCCAGAGUCUGAAAUACACGUUCUACACGCUGAUACCCGCUAUCCACCCAAAGAAGGUGGCCCAGAUGUUCCUGACCUAACCGACACCGUCCUUACCGCCACUACCCCCAUCCUGUUGUUCGUCGCUGCCGUUAUCGUCGCCCUUCUUGGUUAUUCCCUUUGGAAAAUAAGUGCACACACAAGCUCAUGCACAACACGCACACAACGCAUAAAUACGGCACAAAUAUAG
Plasmodium fragile is the source of this 2199-nucleotide messenger RNA. RefSeq lists its product as uncharacterized. NCBI's taxonomy places the organism in Eukaryota, Apicomplexa, Aconoidasida, Haemosporida, Plasmodiidae. The record is from RefSeq and is a predicted model, not a curated record. The transcript has 3 exons. Bases 1 to 2199 code for a protein of 732 amino acids.